AUGGCGGUAUGGCGCGGGGACAUGCUCUGGAACGGUGGCAGGAGCUUGCCACUGCUGAACUUCUGGCGGCCCAAGAACUUUCACCUCCACGACAUGCCAGACCUAACCGGCAAGGUGGCUUUCGUCACAGGGGCCUCUACCGGCAUUGGCCUGGAGGUUGCGCGGCAGCUGGCGCGAGCCAAUGCCACGGUCUACGUGGGCUGCCGGGACGUGGCACGAUGUCUCGAGGGUGCGACGGCACUGCGCCUGGACUUGGCCGACCUGCAACAGACGGCAGACGUGGCUGAGUGGCUGGCGGAGCUGCCGGCGCUGCACAUCUUGGUGAACAACGCCGGGGUUGCCACGCAGUUUCCGCACAACCUCACAAGGGAUGGUGUGGAAGCCACCUUUCAGGUGAACUAUUUGGGCCACUUCCUGCUGACGCGGCGGCUGCUGCCGCUGCUGCAGCGCAGCGGGGCGCGGGUGGUGCAGCUCACCUCGGGCGCGCACCGCGCGGCGCCGGGCGCGGGCGUGCCGCUGAGCCUGGCAGGCAUCAAUGACCAGGGCGCUAUGGGGCCAUACGUGCGCUAUGGUACUGCCAAACUGGCAAGUCUGCUGCUGGCACAAGAAGUGAGCAGGCGGGCAGACCGCGUCUACAGCAAUGCAGUGCACCCCGGAGUGGUUGCCAGCGACAUGCUGCGCCUGCCCAACUUCCAAGCCAUGCUGGGAGCCUACCUGGGGCCUGUGGCCUUCUACGUGGCCAAGCUGCGGAACCGACUCUUCGCCUACAGCGUGGAGGAGGCCGCCUUGAGCCUGCUGUUCUGCGCGGCAUCACCAGAAGUAGAGGCGCGGCCGCUGCGUGGGGCCCUGGUGGUGCCCACCGCGCAGCCUUGGCCCCCGCGCCACCCAGCCGCCGAGUCCGGGCACGGCACGGAGCUUUGGGACUUCAGCGCCGCGGCCUGCGACGGAUCUAACCAAACGUCUGGAUGUUGGCCCUGGGGAGCGUUUGUCGCCAGCUGCUGGCUGUCCGCCUUCCGCGCCAAGUACUUGUUCCCAUACACAGUUGACCUCAUCCUGCUGGGCUUGAUCCUUGCUUGGGUCGCCAGCGUGCUCGCGGCGGUCUACGCGCGUUUCCGUAUCAGCGAGCCAACUUGGUACACCUACCUUUGCUGUGCUUUGGGGAUCGCAGUACUUGCCGGGCCCUGCUGCGGCGACUGGAUCUUCCGCAGCCUCACACAGCACUACUACCGCGUGGGGGACCUCAAGACAAUCACGGGCGUGGACGUGGCUGUUGAGAAGGGUGAUUCCAUGCUGGAUGCUGGAAUCGUGGAGUUUGCAAAGGGCAACUACCUUGAUGAGAUGAGGUCUUGGCACUUCAAGCACCACACGGCCUACUGCGUGGCUCCUGUGGUGACCAACCGCACGGCGGGGCCAAGCACCGGGUCCUACGACUUUUGGGCUGUGGGCAAGGGCUGCUGCUCUCUGACAUCUUCCGACUUUCGCUGCGGUGCUUGGGGGCAUCCUCAUGCUGAUCGAGCCAUCCGUGUGCUUGCAGAUGAGGAUGUACCCUACUAUCGCUUGGCGGUGCAGCAGGCAGAGACCCUGUAUGGGGUGGUGGCGGCCAAUCCGGUCUUCUUCAAAUGGUCGGAUGACCCACAAGCCGAGGUGGCCGCUUGGUUCUCUCAGGCAUGGAAAAACUUCUUCUUCAUCUCCUCAACGGCCUUCCUUGCCUCUCUGCUCUCCUUGAGUUGUGUGGCCUACCGCUUCUCUUGGCUGGCGCCUGGCUACUCGACAGAGCUGAACGGCAAGUACACCUACGGCACGCCAGGGCAACGCGUGGAGCCCCACCACACGGUGCUGGACCUUUGCGCGGCGCCGGGCUCGAAGACCUUCCAGAUGCUGGAGGCAAUGCAUUGGCCACAAGCGGAAGGCAGUCCGCCUCCUUCCGGCAUGAUUUUGGCGAACGAGCUGCAGUGGCGACGCGCCAACAUGUUGACUCACCAGGUGGGUCGAUUGGGGUCGCCAUGCAUGGUGGUAGUGAACUGUGAUGCACAGUUUUUCCCUGAGAUGUCAAGCGUGAGCAGCUCAGGUGCCCGUGAAAUCUUCCGCUUUGACCGGGUGCUGUGUGACGUGCCGUGUUCCGGCGAUGGCACCUUGCGGAAGAACCCGUACGAUGCGAAGAUCGAUUGGCGCAAGCAACACCUUGCGCCCGCCAGGUCGUGCGAGGUGGAUGGAGCGCUGCUGGGCAUGGCGGCAGCUCAGUGCGCGCGACUGGGUGAUGGAAAGCCAGUGGCUUUGUGCCCCAGCGGCGUUGGCACAUUGCUCUGCGCUUUUGCCGCCCCGCGGCUGCAGCAGUGCGGCAGCCGCGCAGUGGUGGAGAUGGCCCAGGCGGCGAUGACCUCUGGCUGUGUGGAGCCCGGCUUCCUGCGCGCAGCCAUGGCUUUCUUCGCGCAGAGCCCGGGCUUCACGGCUGCCCGCGAUGUGGCUGCAGCGGCCAAAGUGCUGCUAAGCAGCCUACGCGAGGGCACCUUCCUGGACCACGAAGGGGCCUUGCAAGGCCUCGCAGAGGCGGCUCAGCCCUUUUUCACAGUCCAGCGUGCCACAGCCCCGGUGGUCCGGGAUGCGGCCGAGUUUGUGCACGCAGUUGCUCACGCGAUAGGAGGCCUGGCGCUGAACAAGGAGGAGCUGCACAAGGCGGCGUCCGCCAUGACUGCCGCCUUCGGUCUCAUCCGCCGGAAUAUGCAUUUGGCCACGGCCCGGGAUGCUGCAAUGACAGCGGGCGCCGUCGCGGCAGCAUGGCAGGCAAUGCCACAGGAUGUUCUUUGGCCAUGCCUAGAGGACGUGGCGCAAAUGGCCCGCUUCAAGGGCGACGGCUUCAGCUGCCAGGACUUGGCGUAUGUAGCGCAAGCCUUCGCCAGACUGGAGCGGCCCAAUGAUUUGUUUGCGGAUGUUCUGGAUAUUCAGCUCCACCCAGAGAGCGCCUCGGACCGGGACCUUUGUUUUCUGCUUUGGGCUGCUGCCGUGGUGCCCAACUGGUCCAGCCAUCAGUUUUUAGCCAACAUCUUGGAGGAACUCGGGCGGCGUGAGCCGUCCAAGAUCGGCACGCAAGACCUUUGUACGCUCGUGCAGUCCCUGGUGAAGCUGUCGCAUCCUGCGCGGCCACUCUUGCGCACGUACCUCGCGGAGGGCUUCACAAGGGGUCUUUCCGCCAAGGAUGAAGCUUGCCUGGUCCGCGCGGCUGCGGCAAAGGACGCCAGCCCUACAAACUGCGCUCCUCCGCCAGGCUUGGUGCAGGUGCAAGAGCAAGGAAGCCAAGGCGGAAUGGGCCAUGGCCACCAUGACAGUGCUCAUGGCGAUGCCCAUGCGGAGAUUGCCUGCCACACCUCCCAUGGCUCUCAUGGCCACCAUUUUCACGGCUGCCAUGAAGAAGGUCAUGCAAAUUCCUGCGGACACGCGCACGGCCACAUAGACGGCGACUCGCACCAGACUCAUGCGUGGGCCUGCGAAACAGAGGACUGCCACAACACCGAGAAGCGGCUUGAAAGGAAGGCCAUGGAGGCCAAGACAGAGCACGUUGUGGCCGGCAGCUGUGCGGAUGAGACUUGCUGCCUGGGUCUGAAAGUUGCAGAAUGUUCAGAUGCUGACUCUGUCAGCAUGCUGCAGCGGCCGCCAACUGAGGCCAAGCCCCACAUCAUUGGCUUGCGCCGAGAAUCAGUACCUGUCUACAGGCGUGGCAAGAUCGCGUCGUUCAAGACCUCCUACUCGGGAGUACUCUCAGUUGGUCAGCCGCCUCAAGAGAUGCGCGUAGUAUUUGACACUGGCUCUGGAAACAUUGUCCUUCCUGCAGCCGAGUGCAAAAGCGAGGCCUGCCUGAUGCCACACAGAAAGCUGUACAGCCAGAGCCAAUCCAAGACAGCAAUGCCCAUCAACUCUGAUGGCUCUCGUGUGCAUGAUGGCGAGUUGGGAGAACAGGUCACCAUUGGAUUUGGCACCGGCGAGAUUACGGGUGAGUUUGCCAAGGAUGUCGUGUGCCUGGGUCGCAGCAACGCUUCUCAGAAUGCAUCAGACCCCGUAGACUACAACCCGAUUUGUGUGGAGAUGAGCGUGAUCGUUGCCGUGGAAAUGUCCUCACAGCCUUUCAAGACCUUCCAGUUCGAUGGAAUCCUUGGGCUCGGCCUGCCUGGACUCACCAUGAAUAGGAACUUCAGCACCUUCGACAUGAUCGUUCACUCUGGCUUGGCUGCAAAGCCCCGCUUCGGCGUGUUCCUCUGCGACGGCGAAUUCGGUGAGGAGAGCGAGGUGGCGAUGGGAGGCCUCGACCCUCGCCGACUGCUGGAACCUAUUACUUGGUCUCAUGUGGCAAUGGAGGAUCUCGGCUACUGGCAAGUCCGCAUCCGCGCCGUGCGCGUCGACGGGGAAGAGCUAGAGGCCUGCAAGGAUGGCUCCUGUCGGGGUGUUCUGGACACUGGCACCUCACACCUUGGGGUGCCGGCGCCCUUUGACAAGGACCUAGAGCGCCGCUUGAAGCAGGAUGCGGGAGAUUUGCUGGACUGCCGCAAUGCACAAGCGCCGCAGCUGGACAUCGAGUUGUUCGAGGGGAAGGUCAUCACCCUUUACCCUUUCAACUACAUGCGCCGGCUGCCUUUACGAGAUGGCGUCUCGGUAGGCUCCGCUGCAGGCGUACGAGCUGACUCAGGUGAUCUUGCUGCGCAAAACGGCAACUUGUCGACAAGGCGGCACUGCAGCCCAAGGCUGAUGGCAGUAAAGCUGGCAGAGCCGCUGGGCCCGAAGAUCUUCAUCCUUGGCGAGCCCGUUCUGCACAGGUACUACACCAUCUACGACUGGGAGCAGAAGAAGGUUGGCUUCAGCCUAGCGAAUAGCCGGCGCAACACCAUGGACCCCGCGCAGCAGCGGGGGCAGCGGGGCCAACUGCCGCAGGAGGUUGACAUGCUCCUGAUGCAGAAGACAAUGAAAGUGUCGCGGACGAGAGUAGUCGAAGAGGACUCCUCUUCCGAGACGGUCUUCCUGCAGGUGCACAUGACAGUUUUCCUGCAAUGA
This is a messenger RNA of Effrenium voratum, 5037 nucleotides long. The record is from the annotation of a GenBank genome assembly. NCBI's taxonomy places the organism in Eukaryota, Dinophyceae, Suessiales, Symbiodiniaceae.